Messenger RNA from Sphaeramia orbicularis (orbiculate cardinalfish), 1407 nucleotides. RefSeq names its product olfactory receptor 52K1-like. The transcript has 2 exons. Gene Ontology annotation, molecular function: olfactory receptor activity; G protein-coupled receptor activity. Gene Ontology annotation, cellular component: plasma membrane. Lineage: Eukaryota; Metazoa; Chordata; Actinopteri; Kurtiformes; Apogonidae. Bases 4 to 1407 code for a protein of 467 amino acids. The record is from RefSeq and is a predicted model, not a curated record. Gene Ontology annotation, biological process: G protein-coupled receptor signaling pathway.
UUGAUGAUGGAGAACGUUUCUUCACAUGAGGUCUUCAUUUUGGAUGGUUUUGAUGAACUCGGACCGCUGAGGCCCGUCCUCGUCAUCCCGUAUUUGGUGAUGUUCGUCCUGUCGCUGUUUGCCAACUUCCUGCUGCUGUACGCCAUCACGUCUCAGAGGAGCCUCCACUCGCCCAUGUACAUCCUGAUCGCCGUCUUGUCUGGCGUUGACGUGAGCCUCCCGCUCUUCUUCGUUCCUCACAUGUUGUUGAAUUUGGCGUUGGGCUGGAGGGGAAUCUCUCUGACUGGAUGCCUCAUACAGAUGUUCAUCAUCCAUCUGCUGGGGACGUUCCAGUCCACUCUUCUGCUGUGGAUGUCUCUGGACCGAUACUUUGCCAUCUGUACGCCGCUCCACUACCACGAAUACAUGGCGCUAAAGAAGUUCAUCAAGUUUGUGGUUCCACUCGUCAUCAGAAACGUCUUCAUGAUCAUGCUGAUAGUGACUCUGGUGCGAAAGCUGUGGUUCUGUGGUGGAAACGUGAUAAACCACUGUUUCUGUGAACACAUGGCGGUGGUGGCGCUGGCCUGUGGAUCCACCGCCGUCAACAACCUGGCCGGACUGUUGACGGUGUUCUUCAUCCCCGUCGCUGACUUCAUCUUAAUCACCGUGUCCUACGUGAUCAUCUUCAGCUCUGUGCUGAGGUCCGGAAGGUCAGGGGUCAAAGCACUGCACACCUGUGUCACUCACAUCGUGGUCAUUACGGUCAGUCUGAUGAUCAUCCUGGUGGCGUUUCUGUCGUAUCGGGUUCAGAACCGUCUCCCCGCAGUCGUCCGGGUUUUCUUCAGCACCAUGUACCUGUUCUUUCUGAGCUGCUUCAACCCCAUCAUCUACGGCAUCAGAACCACAGAGAUUCGACAGAUCUUCCUGAAGACGCUGAGCUGCUGUCGACCUAACCAGAACCAGCAUCCAUCUAGACCCUCAGACCGCAUCCAGAACCAGGACCAGCAUCCAUCUAGACCCUCAGACCGCAUCCAGAACCAGGACCAGCAUCCAUCUAGACCCUCAGACCGCAUCCAGAACCAGAACAAGCAUCCAUCUAGACCCAAAAGAACCAUAUGGGUCUGGAUUAAUGCGGAGAACCCUCAGACCACAUCCAGAACCAAGACCAGCAUUCACCUAGACCCUCAGACCACAUCCAGAACCGGGACCAGCAUCCAUCUAGACCCUCAGACCACAUUCAGAACCAGGACCAGCAUUCAUCUAGGCCCUCAGAUGGCAUCCAGAACCAGGACCAGCAUUCACCUAGACCCUCAGACCACAACCAGAACCAGGACCAGCAUUCAUCUAGACCUGAAAGAACCAUGUGGGUCUGGAUUAAUGAAGAGAACCCUCAAACCACAUCCAGAACCAGGACCAGCAUUCAUCUAG